AUGGUGGCAGCUCACGCCCUGCGGCUUUGCCCUGCCCGGCGCAGUGGCUCAGCCCUGGCCCAGCCUGCCCGCACCGUGCGCUCCCCACCCGCCAGUCACUCAGUCGUCUCAGCUGCCGAAGGGACUCUCCCCGUCCGUCUCCCCGUGGCGGUGGUCAGCCCGUGGAGAAGCCGCCCGUGGCCCCGGGGCCGCCUUGCUCAGCCGCCUGAGAGCUCCCCCUUCGGCCCCCGCCACGCGGCUGCUUCCAGGAGCCUGUCCUCAGCCAUCCUCCUCUUCCCGCGUGGCUCUUUCCGAGAGACCCACUUCCACGGCCUUAAAUGCAGCUUCUUUCCCACAGCUCCCGAUGGAGAAGGUCUAGUGAUUCUCCGCUGUGCUGUGGCAGAUGGGAAUUCAACCAGGAGCCCUGAAAAUGAUGGCCUUCUCUGUGGAAAUGCCAGAGAAGACUGUGCAGCUACCACCACCCAAUCAGAGUGGAAUGACUACUUCUCUCCAUGCCCCAAGAAAUACGAGCAUUACUGCAUCAAUGGGAAAUGUCGCUUCGUGGGGGCCCUGCAGACACCCUCCUGCCUCUGUGAUGAUGGCUACACUGGGGCGAGAUGUGAGAGAGUUGACUUUUUUUACCUGAGAGGAGACACAGGACAGAUUUUGGUGAUUUCCUUGACAGCAGUUUUGGUGACAUUGAUCAUUUUGGUGGUUGGCGUCUGCACAUGCUGUCAUCCUCUUCGAAGGAAAAGGAAAGAAGAUACGGCAAAUGUUGGUAAAGAUAUAACUCCUGUAAAUGAAGAUAUUCAAGAGACUAGUAUUGUUUGACGGCUAUGAAGGUACCUCCAGGCUGGCGGCAAGCUACAAAAUGCCUUGCUCAGUUGAAAAUGGACAGAAUGUGUCUCAGGAAAACAGCUAACAAAAUGAAUUUUAAAUAAUGUAUUUACCUUUGUUUAUAACUGUUUGUGUUGUUUACUAUUGUUUUUAUAAUAAUAAUAAAUUUUAUUAUUGCUUAGUAAUUCAGAAAAAAGCAACCAGUUAAGAAGGGAAAUAUUAAUAAACUUCCACUUAGGUUUUGUCACCAGGAUUACUGGUUAAAUGAAAAAGAAAAGUAGGAUGGACUUUAGAUCCUAGAAAUUGCAAUAAUAAUCCAUCUACCAUUUAUCCAACACUUACCAUAUGCUGGGAAUUUGAAAUAUAUUAUUUCCUUUAAUCCUUGCAAGAACCUCUGAGAUAUCUAUUAUCCUUAUUUCCCAUAUAUGGAAACAGGCCCAAAGAAGUUAAAUAAUCUAACCCAGAUUUUCAGAGUUAGGAAUUGGUGGCGCUGAAACUGGAACCAAGAUUUACCUAAUUCAACGUAUGUGUUCUCAACCAUCAUUUCUGUUCAUCAAAGUUGGUACAACCUAACUCACUAAUAUAACCCAAAACUUUCUACUGAACUAUGUUUUGCCCUGACUCUGAGAUACUGGGGCCAUUUUCCUCCAGAAACUCAGAAUGCAGAGUCCUGAAUGUAUGUUACUGUUCCCUCCAUGUCUCCUGUGGCACUGACUUUCAUUAUGUUCCUUUGCAACUUUAUAAAUGCUCAGAGACAUGAAUAAAUUCUUGCUUUAGUAAAGUAAACGGAUUCGCGCCCUAGGCAGGGUAGUGAAUAGAGCUAUGGGAAGGAGAUGCCCGGCAGUCCUUAAACCCCAGGGAAGUGUCUCUGCUCCCUAAGGAAUCAGCAGCCGCACUGGCAGAUGCCGUUGAUCCCAGGGUAACGGUCGUGACAGAAGAGCAGAGCCCAGGCAGAGGCUGGUUGGGACAGAGCCCCGUUUCUGACCUUCUGAUAAGCAGUACCUGUGAUUGCUCUCAGGUGAAGUGUUGCAAUGAAGUCCCAUAUAUGCAUCUAUUACUUGAGACCAUCUUUCCAAAUGCUCCUUUAACUCCUUAGUAUGUUUAAUAAGGACUCUCUAAAACCUGCAAAAGCAAAAUCUACAUUUAGCCGAUAUUCCAUCGAAUAUGGAACUUUCUACAUUGACAGGCUAGAUCGUUUACAAAAACAGAUGGAGGAUGUCCCCAAAUUGCUGCACUUUGGCUGCCGCACCUACCAGCUAAGCAGCUUCUUUUCCAGAAUCUUUGUAAACUUACAAUGUAGACUCGGAACGCGCAGUGAAAUGGAGACUUCAAACAAAAGGCGAAGCUGUCCACCACCUUCUAUUACACACCGCGUUUCAAGAGAGACGGACACUUGCGCUUCUGCGUAACACACACCCAGCUCCAGUGUCAAGGAGAGCUAAGUCUAACAACUGAUAAUUUUCUAAAUCUAUUUUACUCCUGACUUAAUAGACAUUCUUACAACAGGAUUAUAUACAAUUGAUUCAUGUUGUAUAUGUUUUAUUUUCAAGUCUCCUUCUGGACUUGUUUCAUGCCCUUUCUCUUUCUCAGUCUUCUUUGAUACUAUGAAUGCUAGAAACAAAUGCUUGUUUGAGUAUUUAAAAAAAAAUAAAACAAGAUGUAAAUGUUUCUUCUUUCCUGAACUGAUGUUGGUUGACCAAUGGACUCUCUCAAGACAAUUCAGACUGAGGAAUUUUGUUUUGAUCCUAAUAUGUUAAUGGUGUCUUUCAAAAAUUGGUAGGUCUGAUGUCAAGAAAGGACUCUGAGGAUUUUUAUAUCUUUUCAAAAUGUAUUUAUAAUUGUUUUGCAUAUAUUAAAUGACCUUGGAUAUAUAAACUGUCAAUAUUAUCAAAAUAAAAUAAAUUU
This is a messenger RNA of Miniopterus natalensis, 2721 nucleotides long. The record is from RefSeq and is a predicted model, not a curated record. NCBI's taxonomy places the organism in Eukaryota, Metazoa, Chordata, Mammalia, Chiroptera, Miniopteridae.